This is a messenger RNA of Saxophila tyrrhenica, 7578 nucleotides long. It is a transcript of the gene BPH1, whose product is annotated as beige protein-like 1. Gene Ontology annotation, molecular function: protein binding. The transcript is spliced from 2 exons. The coding region runs from base 1 to 7578 and encodes 2525 amino acids. Lineage: Eukaryota; Fungi; Ascomycota; Dothideomycetes; Mycosphaerellales; Extremaceae. The record is from RefSeq and is a predicted model, not a curated record.
AUGGCUUCUACCCGGCGCCACAGGUCGUCAACUGGGGCCUCGAGGGGCUUGAACUCCGACGAAAGGGAGUCUAGGCCAGCGUUGCUUGUUCGGGAACUGCUUCUCGUGGAUGGAGAGAGCACAGAAGUUGCUUGCGACCGAGUCUUGAAAGCUACUUCUGAUCUCAAGCGUGAGAUACGUGCAGACCCAUCCGCCAAGGAUACCUUUCGCCAUGCCAAAGGAUUCGAGUCUGUCCUCGAGCUUCUUCGAAAGGAUCUAAUGCCUGUCACGGAGGGCUUGGAACGGCAUGGAGAAAUGUUGGCGGCCGCACUCGGCACACUGCCUUACGUUCUUGACGACCAUCGCGGCAAUGAGCGCUACUUGCUAGCUCACCUCGACGGUUGGAACCUGUUACAGCAACGCAUAGAAGGUCUUGGAUCAAGCGUGCUUCAGCAGAGCGAGUCCAGCGCUGCUGCCUCUUUCUUUGGACACCUGGUGUCCGGUCUGCAAGAAGCUGCCACGGGCCAAGAGCCGGCGAGGUUACUGCAGCAUGUGAAUGCAGACUCCAAGGAGGCCGACGCAGUGGCGAGUCGCCCUCAAACGGCAGUCACUGGAGUCAUUCGAUACCCAGAGGCUACUGCUACAUGCUUACGCCUUACCCUAUUGAUCAUCCGCAGCAAGGCAGUGGUGGACGACGAACUUCAACGCAAGAUCUUGCAUUGCUGGAGUGUCAUACUUCAGCUGAUCGAGUCAAGCUCACGCAACAGGACAGGCAUCCUCUCCGAGCUCCUCUCCGCACUAUUCGACCCCGACAAUGAAUCACCCUACAAAGAGGCCCUCGAGAAGCUAUGUGCUUCGCUAGCAGGUAUCGGCUUGCCGCAACUUGACGACGUGGCAUUGCUGUUCAAGCGUGCUUGUGAUUCUGAUACUGUUCGCUCGCUCACACUCGACACUUUACGUGCAUCCAAAGGCCCUGCUUUCAUCCAAUUCGAUCUAAGCUAUUGCGGCUACGCAUCAAUCGAGCUUCCAAGCCUACCGCGAGCAUUCCCGCCAACUGUCGGCUACACUCUGACGGCAUGGAUUCGCAUCGACAAUUUUGACUCGAGCUGCCACACAACGCUGUUCGGCGCGUUUGACAAUAGCCAGACAUGCUUCAUACUAAUGUAUCUGGAGAAAGACAGCCAUCAAUUGAUUCUACAAACGUCGGUACGGUCUUCCCGACCAAGCGUGCGCUUCAAGUCAACAAAGUUCUUGUCGAACAAAGGCUACCAUAUCGCCCUCGUGCACCGGAAGAACACGAGCGAUCCAAAGCAAAGCGCAACCAUGCUCUUCGUCGACGGCGAGUUUGCGGAGCAGGUUAAAUGUGCCUACCCGGAAGCUCCACCCGAACAGGAUGACAAGCGAGCUACGGCCUCGCCAGCAACGGCAUCAGCACCGACGUCAGGACGCCAUACCAAGCCAGUACAAGCGUUCUUCGGCACUCCUCACGACCUUGGGCUGAAAUUUGGCCGUAACGAAGUCCACUCACAAUGGUCACUCUGCGGAGCACAUCUCUACGCCUCGCCACUCACGGACGAGUUCAUUGCGGUUCACCACCGCCUGGGACCACGGUACACUGGCAACAUGCAGGACUGUCUGGGACCACUUCUUACCUACAGGGCAUCGGCAGAGCUGAACAGAUACAACGAGCUGCUACAUCCUGACAAGUCCGACACGUCUGAUAUCGUCCGCGCCACCGAAGAACGUGGAAGCGAAGUCAUGCCCGAGAGUCGGCUACUGAUUAGCAUUUCACCCACUGCGAUCGUCAACUUUGAUAGCCCAAACGACACGCAGCUGGUGAUCACGAACGGACUUGACCGCAAGGCUUUGCCUCGCUAUCAGCUUCUCGCGUCCAAGUGCAAGUCCGCAGCCAUCAAUGCUGCAGUUCCUACGCUUAACGAGGCGAUCGGACGGUCGUAUGGUACUGGCGUCCUUACCGGCGAACCUGUCGUAGUGGUGCCAAAGGCUCUGGAUGACGCCAGCUGGUGUCUCACAGGGUCUUUGCCGGUACUGGUACGGCUUCUCGAAUCUGCAUCCACGAAGACAGCCUUCCUCCAGUCUGUUCAGAUCUUCUUUGAGUGCAUCAAGGACAACUGGCGCAUCAGCGAGGCAAUGGAGAAGGGAAGCGGUUUCGGCAUCCUCGCAGGCUUGAUCAGGGAGAAGCUGGGCUUUGAAUCAGGCGCACCAGCUGCAACCACCAGGAAAUCUGCUGGCAUGCUUAGCCUCGAAGACCGACAAAAUAUGCCGAUUGAGCUUUUGCAGCUCGUGCUGGACUUUGUUGGAUACGACGCUACGCGGCAGGAAAACUCCAUGAUCGUCAAUCCAAUGGCCUACCGUGUGCUACUCGUUGACUUCGAUACUUGGCGACGUUGCGACGUUGAGACACAAAAGCUGUACUAUGAGCAAUUCGUGCACUUCGUUACGCAGAACCGGCACUCAGCUUUCAACUUGAAGCGGCUGGUCCGAAUGCGAGCCGUCCGAAAGUUCAUCGAAGCCAUGAAGGCCGAGGAGUUUGUCUCAGAAGCCAUUGAGCCGCUCAUGCAGGCGCUCAAAGCUCUGCUGCAGAACAAUACUGCAACGCAGGUCUAUCGCGAUCUGGCCAUGUUCGUCGCAUAUGGUCUACAGGAUGAGCGGGCGAUGGCUGCAAAACCUUUGCGAAGCAUGGCCAGUGCAGUAGGUCUAAGGCAAAAGGCAGCUACCUGGGCCAGAACCAUCCGCGGCUCGCGGCCGUCUACUUCUGCUGGCGGACAAGCGCCCCAGACGGGUGUCAGCAGAGCUAAGCUUGCGAUCCACGUCCUCGAGCUGCUGAGUGAUAUUGUCUCAGACGACAGCAAUAUGCAGGCUUUACGAAGGUUCAACAAGGCUGUACCGAAUCGAUGGCUGCUGCAUCUUCUGGCGGAGACGGAUGUUCGGGUCAUUGAGCUGAUAACGCACAUUCUGUGUCGCUCGAUUGCUGUUCUAGGACACGAGUUCAAGAGUGCUCUCGUGGACAGGAACGGUGGGUUCGUCACACUGAAGAGCCGGCUCAAGACGUUCUGGAGGUCGCCUCGGGUCUGGACGACGUGCUUCGCGAUCCUGUUUGGACGCAGCACACCGGCUUUAGGUCAUCCGGUCAAGGACUUCACCUUGUUCGGGCUGGUCGCAGCCUUCUCUGUGGAUGAUAAGCUCGUUGUCGUAAAUCCUGAGAUCCUUUCUGCGAUCAUGGCGAUGCUGGAAAGCGGGCUGCGGCACAUCGUGAAACAUGACGAGCCAGAACAAGCGGAUGUGAACGUUCUCAAGACAGUCAUCCAGUUCCUUUCCGAGCUCUACAACCGGAGCGCUGGAUUCCGCGACUUCGCUGCUGGCUCUCGCUACGUACAAGACAUUCUGUUCGUUCUCUAUCCGGUACUCGUCGGCUCAGAUCGCUUGUCAGCAGAGACAGAACUGCAAGCAGAGAAAGACACGCUCUCCUUUAAAGGUGAGGAGGUCGAGAUGCGUCCUCACUCAAACUCGCUCGGCGAGCGCCCGCCUUCAGUACGCAGUCUCAACAUGGAUAGCGAGGCACGCACACCUUCACCACGAACACAGCUGCGAGUUGAGGCGCCGAAGCGGCUGUCGUCUUUCGUCCUCGUUAACAACGAUGUCUCCAAGACGCCUACUUCGCCUGCUCAAUUUAGCGCUGUCAUGGCUCCUCAGAAAGCGGAUCCUGUCAAGAUCAACAUCGGCAACUCGCUUGUUGAGUCUUUGCUCGAGGUCGCUGUGAACCUGUUCUUGGACCUCAUCUGCAAUAAGGAUAAAUUCAAUGGCAUUGGGCUGUUCUUGAAGGUGCCGUCUGGAUUCCGAGAACAUCAGGCUUACUUCGAGUCGUACAUCUUGGUGCAUACGCUCACGCAGCUGUGGAACCAUUUACAGCUCAACCAGAGUCUACUGGUACAGACGAGAGUGCUUUCGAACUUAUCGAGGUACAGCCAGCACAUGUCCGAAGCCGUGUUCGAGGGUUGGUUCAUCGAUGGCGCUCAGCCGUUGCUGGACUUCACAGGCAAGAUACUGGAGUAUCUGCAGCAGCCGGACGUUGCCAGUGUAAAGACUGUCCGACUCUGCAGCCAGCACAUCAACACGAUCAGGAUUGUCUUCCUUCGAGUAUGUCUCUGGAGGCUCGCCGAGCUGGAUGAGUUGGCAAAUCAAAUGGAAGCGACGGAGUUUUUGAAUAAGAUGAACUACUGGCAAACGAUCUUGUUCUCUUCCGACAAUCAGGAGACGCUUUUCAUUCGGCUGAUAUGCUUCCUGCUGUAUAUGAAGCUGGUGUCAACCGUGCAUGCAGUUCGACUCGCGUCAGCGCGGCUUUGGCGGACGAUCCUAAUGCAGAAGCCUACGGAGACGGCAACUCUGCUAACCUAUGCUAUGGGCACCGAGCAACGUCACCUGUCCACAGGCUUUAUGAAGCUAGUCUCGAUGGAGGACGAAGAGUUCAUCGCCUGGGUUGACGCCAAUCGUGCGAAUCUGGAUAUGGUCUUCAUUGAAGCCUUGAACAAACCGUGGGACGACUUCGUACUCGAUGAGAAUAGGCGAACCGAGGAGUCCGCAAAGAACAGACUCAGCAAGAGGCGAGAGAAGCUGCGAGCAUGGCAAAUAGAAGAGGCGAGUGCAGAUGACUUCAUGCACCGAUAUGAGAUCUCGACAAAUCACUGGCGCCCGAACGUUCAUGCGCAGGAGCGGGUCAAGCUGCAGCGGGCUAUUCAGGAUCAUCAAGAGAACGUCUCACAUCUGCUUACAGUGUUCUCGGGCAUCGAGAAAUUGGCCAAGCAACCUGCGGGCAUUGAUCCAGCGACCGAUGAGUCUAAGUGGCAACUCGAUGAGACUGAAGCAGUGAACCGUAUGCGCAUGCGGACGGUGAGGGACACCAACGAUCAGGCCCAAGCUUUCCAGCCGAAACGAAAAGUCUCGGAUCGGCUGGCGAUCAAUACGCAGGUCAACAAGGCGGCGAUGAGUGACAAUAUCAUGUCUUCAGUGCCAUCAACCCCGAUACCUGCGUCUGCAGAUGAGACAAACGAUGUCAUUGGACGGGACAGGUCCCAUAGCGAGUCGAUGUCUGGAUCACAGCUUCUGGAGGGUGGCUUUGAGAUGGUGGAAGAUCCAAAGGAAGCUGAGGAUGGCAUGAUUGAGGACAAGAACCGGAAAGUCAUGACGAGUCUGCAGCGGGGCGAUAUGGUGCAGCAGCUGUACAACAUCUCGCGCAUCGUUGGUCUGGAGGCUUGCGAAGGCUUGCUGGUGGUUGGGAAGAACUGCCUUUACUUGCAAGAUAAUUUCUUCCAGAGGUCUGACGGAGAGAUUGUCAGUGUCUCGCAGGCGCCGGACGACGAACGAGAUCCUUAUGUACAACUGAUAUCAGGUAAAGACGUUGGAUCGCAGCGGACGAAGCACAGUAUUGGCGACCAAGAGACUCGACACUGGACGUGGUCGGAGGUUCUGAGCAUCUCGAAGCGCCGCUUCCUGCAUCGCGAUGUGUCGAUCGAGGUGUUCUUCACUGACGGGCGGAGCUACCUGCUGACUUGUAUCUCGAGUAAGAUCCGUGACGAGCUUUACAGUGCCGUGGUGAUGCGAGCACCGCACGUACACAGCACAGCUGUUCUCGCGGGUGAAGAUGCCUGGCGUCUCGACACCCUACGAAAUCCUGAGGAAGGUCCGCAGUCAUUCGGUUCGAAGUUUGCGAGUGUCUUCAACUCGGCGCCUUCUCAUACAGCGACCAAAAAGUGGAUCAAGGGCGAGAUGUCCAACUUCCAGUACCUCAUGCUGGUGAACACAAUGGCUGGCAGGACCUUCAACGAUCUGACGCAGUAUCCGGUCUUCCCAUGGGUCCUUGCAGACUACGACAGCGAAGAGCUUGAUCUUGACAACCCGAAGACUUUCCGCGACUUCUCGAAGCCAAUGGGUUGUCAGACUGCAGCAAGAGAACGAGAGUACCGCGAACGGUACAAGCAGUUCGCUGAGAUGGGCGACGAAAAUGCUCCGCCUUUCCACUACGGCACGCAUUACUCCUCAGCCAUGAUUGUCUCGUCAUACCUGAUCCGGCUGCAGCCGUUCGUCCAGUCUUACCUCUUGCUGCAGGGAGGCAACUUCGACCACGCUGAUCGCCUCUUCGACUCCAUCGGCAAAGCGUGGCUGUCGGCUUCCAGAGACAACAUGGGCGACGUCAGAGAAUUGACGCCAGAGUUCUUCUACCUACCUGAGUUCCUAUUAAAUGUCAACAGGUACGAUUUUGGCGUCAAGCAGGCCGCGGGCGAAGUCGUGAACCAUGUCAAGCUGCCACCGUGGGCCAAAGGCGACCCUCACAUCUUCGUCACGAGGCAUCGGGAAGCUCUGGAGAGCUCGUACGUCAGCGAACACCUGCAUCAAUGGAUCGACCUUGUGUUUGGCUAUGAACAGCGUGGUGAGGCAGCUGUGCAGGCAGCGAAUUGCUUCCAGCCGCUAUCGUAUCAAGGGGCCAAGGACCUUGACAGUAUUGACGAUCCUGUCGAACGACUAGCAAGCAUUGGCAUCAUCCAUUCUUUUGGCCAGACACCUCACCAGAUCUUCCAGAAGCCACAUCCAGCGCGAGAGCGUGACCAUUCCUCAACUCCUCGGCUUGACAUCCUUGCUGCUUCGUUGGUAAAGCUACCGGAGCCGUUGUUCGAAAGCGAUGAAAAGGUGGCCGGUCUGACCUUUUCGUCGACGCACGAGAGGCUGUUGUGCGCUGGCCCAUGUCAGCUGAAUAUGCUGCCGAACUGUGAUCGCUACGUGCAAUGGGAUUUUGCGGACAAUAGCAUCCGCUUCUUGUCCUCGAACUCGAAGCGCCAGCUCGGUCUGUUCGAGAAUACGCACGUUGGCCCUAUCACGACCGCAACGUUUGUCGACAGCAAGACUCUGGUCACGGCAGGCGCAGACUGCACCAUUGGCAUCUGGGGCAUCAGCACGUCCCGAGACAGCGGCCGCGAUCGUGUCGAGAUGCAGAUGAAGACAUAUCUGUUCGGUCAUCGGGCGCCAGUCGUGAAGUUGGCGGCUAGUCGAGUCUUCAGCACAUUACUAUCAGCCUCUUCGGACGGACAUAUCCUUGUCUGGGGCCUCAACCGCUACCAAUGCAUUCGAGUCCUGCAGGCCGCUGGCGAACCGCCAAUCCAAGCCGCCCGUAUCAGCAAUGUCAAUGGGCAUAUACUGCUUUGUCAAGGCGACCACAUCCUGCUGUACACGCUCAACGGCCACCUCCUUCUGAAGCAACGAGUUUGCGACUCUCCCCAAGACCGUCUGACAUGCUGCGCUUUCUACGAAGGCGCCGGCAACGAAUGGCUCGAGCGCGAAAUCAUCUUCACCGGCCACGCCCACGGGGUCGCGAACGUGUGGGCCCUGAUGACGCUGGGUGACGGGGCGUGGUAUUUGCAGCUGGUAAAGCGGAUGAACCAUACGGAUUUGAGUCGGGAGGAUGGUGGGAAUGGAGCAGCGGCUAUCACGGCUAUCUUACCCAUGGCGCAGGCGGUGUAUGCUGGAGAUGGAGACGGACGGAUUUGGGAAUGGGAUUGUGUGCCGAGGGGUGGGAGUAAGGGUAGAUGA